AUGGUUUCCGUGUCCGGACCCAUAUCCACGGGGACCCAUAUCCUAGCGGGACGCCCUUCUGGAUCGCAGGGCCCGCGGCAGAAUGGUGACGCGGAGAGCGAGAAGGACCCCAAGGCGGCGGAACGCGCCAGAAUACGGCACGAGUCGGAUCUUUACGUUAGGCCCAGCUGGACGGACGCCGCGAUAGCGUUGGAUCAGCUCGAGAAGGGGAAGGCGGACGGCCAGAGGUCAGCGGUGUGGUUCAGGGCGCGACUGCAGGAUCAGCUGAGCCAGUUGGGCUACUUCCUGCAGAGGCAUGCCGGAAAGGUGCUGUUCGUGGCCGUCCUCGCGCUGGCGAUCCUCUGCGUCGCCCUCAAGUCCGCGCAAGUCAACAGCAAGGUCGAGCAGCUGUGGGUGCAGGAAGGUGGAAGGUUACAAAAGGAGCUCACCUACGCGUCGGAGGUGCUCGGCGAGGCAUCCGCUUCGACGCAUCAGCUCAUCAUCCAGACGCCGAGGCAUUCCGGGGCGAAUAUCCUGCACCCGGCCGCGCUCAGGGAACACUUGGCGGUGCUGGAGGCUGCGAUGAAUGUGGAGGUGCACCUGUUCGAUAUCACGUGGAAGCUGAAGGACUUGUGUUACGCGCCGAGCAUACCCAACUUCGACAUGCACUACAUCGACCAGAUCUUUGACAGUAUUAUUCCUUGCGCCAUCAUCACACCACUCGACUGUUUUUGGGAGGGUAGUAAACUCUUGGGUCCGGAAUUUCCUGUUCACAUACCUGGUGUGAAGAGCAACAAGCGCGUCAAAUGGACGAAUCUGAAUCCCUCCACAUUGUUGGACGAGAUAAAGACCCUGCUGAUCUCGUUUCCCUUCAAAACACUCGAGGAUUACAUGAAGAGGGCCGGGAUAACGAACGGCUAUCAGAGCAAGCCCUGCCUGAAUCCGGCGGAUCCCGAAUGCCCGGAAACCGCACCUAACAAACAGUCCCAAAAGGUACCUGACGUAGGAGCCGAGCUAACAGGUGGCUGCUAUGGAUUCGCGGCGAAAUACAUGCACUGGCCGGAGGAGCUGGUGGUCGGCGGCGCCAAGCACAACAAGACGGGCCACUUGACUCGCGCGGCCGCGCUGCAGACUGUGGUGCAGCUGAUGGGCGAGCGCGAGCUGUACGAUUUCCUGGCGAACACCUACAGGGUCCAUCAUAUCGAUUGGUCGCAGGAGAAGGCGGCUAAGGUUCUUGAGGAUUGGCAGAGAGUGUUCAGCAACGAGGUGAAGAAGUUGGUGGAGGGCAACGGGUCGGCGCCGUACAAUCUGUACGCUUUCAGUACGACAACCAUGAAUGACAUCCUCGGGAAGUACAGCGAGGUGUCCGUCACGAAGAUCACGAUCGGUUGCGUGCUUAUGUUGUUGUAUGCCGGUAUAGUUCUCUUUCGUUGGAAAGAUCCGGUGCGUUCGCAGUCCGGGGUAGGAAUGGCUGGCGUGAUGCUGAUUUGCGCCACAGUAGCCGCAGGAUUAGGUUUCUGCGCGCUCCUGGGGAUCCCGUUCAAUGCCACCACGACGCAGAUAGUGCCGUUUCUCGCCCUCGGUCUGGGCGUGCACGACAUGUUCCUGCUGACGCAUACGUAUGCCGAGCUGUCGGUAAACGAAGUGCCCAGCAGCGAGCAAACGGGGGUCGUUCUCAAGCGAACCGGUCUGUCGGUGCUGCUGACAGGCCUCACCAACGUUAUCGCCUUCUUCGCCGCGUCGAUAAUCCCGAUCCCGGCCCUCCGAACGUUCUGCAUGCAAGCCGGCAUUGUGCUGCUGUUCAAUCUGGCCGCCAUGCUGCUGAUAUUCCCCGCGAUGGUCAGCCUAGAUCUGCGACGUAGGCGUUCCGGCAGGAAGGAUAUCCUCUGCUGCUGCUUACCGGCGUCACCCAAUCUCGGGAAGAACAGGUACUCCGUGAAGAACAACGGCACGGUCAAGCAAAUGGUUACCAGGGCGAUACCACCUGAGAGACGAGAAACCUGCACGCAGAUCUUAACACCGCAGAAUACGCAGAACGAAUCCUGGAUAGGUGGAAAUAUCAUCGACGCGGAGCUGGAGAAGCAGUGUACCGAGGAAGACACGUUGACCGGAUGUUCGCAGGACGAUUGUCUGAGCUUCUCCCUGACGCAGCUCGCGUCACGGAAUUACGCACCCUUCAUCAGUCGACCGGCUACCAAAGCGUUCGGCAUGAUAAUCCUGAUCGCCGUGCUGAGCGGUAGCAUAUGGGAGGCGGUAUCCCUACGUGACGGCCUGGAUCUGACUGAUCUGGUGCCGCAGAACUCGAACGAGCACGCAUUCCUGUCCGCCCAGGCGAAGUAUUUCGGCUUCUACAACAUGUACGCGGUCACCGGCCGAGAUUUCGAAUACCCCAAUAAUCAACGACUGUUAUACGAGUAUCAUGACGCCUUUAUGCGGAUCAAGAACGUCAUCAAGAACGACAACGGCGGCCUGCCCGAGUUCUGGCUCGGCCUGUUCCGCGACUGGCUAAAGGGCCUGCAGACGGCGUUCGACAAGGACUUCAAAAACGGCUGCAUCACGCAGGAGAGAUGGUUUCCGAACGCGAGCGACGACGCGAUUUUGGCGUACAAGUUACUCGUGCAGACCGGUCACGUGGACAAUCCGAUCGACAAGACGCUGAUCACUCAGGUGAAACUGGUCGACAGGGAUGGUAUCAUCAAUCCACGCGCUUUCUACAACUACUUGAGCGCAUGGGCGUCCAACGACGCGCUUGCCUACGGUGCUUCGCAGGCGAAUCUGAGGCCCGAACCGCGCCAGUGGAUCUACAUUAGCGACCACGAGCUCAAGAUCCCCAAGAGCAUGCCGCUCACGUACGCGCAGAUGCCGUUUUACUUGCACAGGCUCACGAAUACGCAAGAUAUCACGGAGCUGAUCGGCAGCGUCCGGGAGCUGUGCAAAAAAUUUGAGGAACGCGGUUUGCCGAAUUUCCCGUCCGGCAUAUUGUUCCUCUUCUGGGAACAGUAUAUGAAUCUGAGGAGUUCGAUGGGUAUCGCCCUCCUGGCCGCGUUGGGUGUGAGCAUCUUAAUAGUCGGUCUCCUGCUACUCAAUAUAUGGGCCGCCGUACUGGUCGGCGUUUCCCUUCUCGGUGUUAUCGCGCAAUUACUAGGCAUUAUGAGCCUGCUCAAUAUCAAGUUAAGCGCGGUGCCUGCCGUACUGCUAGUGGUUAGCGUGGGCAUAGCUGUUCAUUUCACGGUGCACAUCUGCCUGAGUUUUGUUACCAGUGUGGGCAGCAGAGAUCGCAGGAUGCGCUUAGCUCUGGAACACAUGUUCGCUCCGGUUGUCCACAGCGCGUUCACCACUCUGCUCGCCGUGGCGAUGCUCGCCUUCUCGGAGUUCAACUUCAUAGUCAAUUAUUUUUUCCUCGUGUUACUCUGCGUGAUCGGCAUCAGUCUUGUGAACGGCGUCUUCUUUUUCCCCAUUCUGCUGUCGCUCAUCGGCCCGAAGGCGGAGGUGAUCCCGAACGAUCAUCCGGAUCGCAUAUCCACGCCGACGCCGCCGGCGUCGCCCGUUGUGAGGAGAUCCAAGCCGCCCACGCCGCCGAGGAGGUCUCACAAAAUCGACAAUGCCCGGCUGCAUGCCGAACCGUCGCUCACGACUAUCAGCGAGGAGCCCAAUUCGUGGCACAGUACGCAGGACGCGCAGUCCUGCAUCAUCGUCCAGCCGGAGCUCAAAGUGGAGACCACGUCCACGUGUGGCAAUCAGAACUGUAGCGGAUCGGACUCGAGUGGGUCUAGUCGAACGUCGCCGGUUCCGCCCACAUCACACAUCACCACUAAGGUCACCGCAACGGCGAACAUCAAGGUCGAAGUUCACACACCGCUAACUGGUGGAAUGGAUCGUAGUGAAAAAUGCCGGCACUCGAGCAGCAAUAAUCGAAGGAGCUCGCGCUGCAGUGCGAACGUUAAUGCUACGGAGUCUUCCGGUUCCGGUUCUGAGCCAGAUUCAGACUCUAACCCAAAACAUUAAUAACAAGUACCGGGGGGACCGGCAGCUACUGCUCAAGUACCACGCAAAGCGGGAAAACACAGAAGGCUGACUAGGAUAGAUUAAUAGAUUUUCCACAUUAUCUUCUAUUUUCCUCCUCCUUCCCCACCCGUCCUUACUUAGCUCCCUGUUUUUCCGUUCCACACUUCUUUCUUCCUCAAGUGAGUAAUGCAACAAUUAAUUGUUUUUACUCAGACUUUAAAGAUAGAAGUAUUACAACAAAUCGCAACUUUAUAAUAUAUAUAUAUAUAUAUAUGAAUAUUUUCAUAAACAAUUUUGUUGCAUGUUUACUACUUUAUAUUUUUACAACGAAUUUUUUUUUAAAUUUUAAAUAGUUUUUUUUUGUAAGAACUUUACCUCUGUAAGAACUGACGUGUAUUUACUUAAUUGGGAUUCGUUAUCAGCAUCGGACUAUAUACAUUUUAUGCGUAUAUUAAUGAAUUAAUACAACGUUUUAAGUGAAUUGUUCAAGUUUUUAAUUUUAAAAAUUUUGACCGAAAAUGAUGUAAAAGAAAGAAGAAAACAGGAUGCUAUUCGAAUAUUUUAACAGCGUAUCGAAUGAGUAAUAGUAUUACCAAGGACAAUAACGUACAACUUAAUGAAUCAGUGGGUUAGAUUAUUCUUAGAUAAAUGUUAUCUAAAAUAUACAUUUUAGAUGAAUUUAUUUAACUGAAGUGACUUGCGGCGUCACAAGAGUAGUUAUGCACUACUGGCAAGCACACAAAAGAAUUGUAUGAUUUUUGUACUACUCUUUCGAGUGAGAGAGGGAAGACAAAUACACAUGUCAGUGUGCGCCUUCGUUUAUGAUGAGACAUCGACACUGGCGCGUCUGUGUCGGUGAGCGUAUUUGUAAUUAUUUUGCGAUGAUGCAUUUACGGGAGGAAAGCAUUUACUACGAUGUAUAUAUACAUACUUGUUAUUUAAUUAGAAAGGUAAAGAUUCUACUUGUCUCUGGAAAACGGGACUGGUCCUUCAGAAUGUAAUCGUGUGAAAUUUUGUGAGCGAUGACGCUUCAUUGUGGAAAUUUCCUCAACCGAGGCGACAAAAUUUCCAGACUACUAUUUAUUUCUUUUCUACAUUAUAUCAUAUAUAUGUUACGCGCAAGUGUGUAUGUAUGUGACUACGAGCGGUAUACCGAAUCUCUCUUGAGACCCUAUUUAUUAUUUAUUUUUUAAUAGUAUUCCUCGGCGUUUCUGCGGGUGUGUGUGCGCGAGCGCAAUAUUUUGUACGCAUAAAUAUACAUAUAAAAUGACUUCCUUGUAAAAAAAAAAUAAUUAUUUAUAUCGGACUAUACGAGAAUACUUUCAUAUUCGCCUACGACAAAAUAACGGUACUUAAUUUAACGGAGUUAUAUAUAUAUUCCUAUUCUGAUAUUCAUACCUCUAACGUGUAUAAAAUUGUAAUAUAUAGUACCAGUGACCUUAGUAAGUAAAAAAUCACUGCGACACGUAUUGUCAUGAGAUAUGUGGACUCGUGAAAUUAUGUACAAUAUAAGAGCGAGAAGUAUUCCUUAUGCCAAGUCAAUUUUGUAUACAUAUGCGAGACUCGGGGGGGGUGUGUAUUUAAAAGUGACGAAAAGCGUCCUGCGCGACGGCUUUUGCAUUUUGUACAUGUUGUAUAAGCUCGGAUGGGAAAAAUAGUCAAUAUACCUCUAAUAUACGUA
Molecule: messenger RNA, 5665 nt
Organism: Wasmannia auropunctata (little fire ant)
Lineage: Eukaryota; Metazoa; Arthropoda; Insecta; Hymenoptera; Formicidae
Gene: ptc
Product: protein patched
Exons: 12
Coding region: 1-3984 (1327 amino acids)
Biological process (GO): smoothened signaling pathway
Cellular component (GO): plasma membrane
Molecular function (GO): hedgehog receptor activity; smoothened binding; hedgehog family protein binding
Source: RefSeq, a predicted model, not a curated record